AUGACUCAAGCGGCUCGCAACUUUGUGUCGGAUGGACAAUCGGGUCUCUCCAGCGCUAUCAAGGGUCUCCUAAGCUUGAACCCUUCACUCUAUCUCGAUGAGAAGUACAAAGUUGUGUAUCGGGAUGCUGCGGAUCGAGCCCAGCGAGUAGCCGUUAUAAGCGGAGGAGGUUCCGGUCAUGAACCUGCCCAUGCCGGUUUCGUCGGACAUGGCAUGCUGGAUGCCGCCGUAUGUGGAGCUGUUUUCGCUUCGCCUAAUGCAGCACAGAUCGAGGCAGGACUUGGAAGAAUCCAAUCUCCCAAGGGAAUUCUGAUUAUUGUAAAGAACUACACCGGCGACAAGCUCAAUUUCACACUAGCUGCCGAACGCUUUCGCCUCGCCAGCGGUGUACCAGUCCGCUUGGUCGUUGUGGCGGAUGAUGUCUCCAUUGGUCGCACUCGCUCCGCCCUCGUCGGUAGGCGUGGUCUUGCUGGAACUAUUCUGGUUCACAAAAUUGCAGGCGCUGCAUCAAUUGCUGGCCUCGACUUGGACAGCAUUGUGGCGGCCGCAGAGUCAGUCAUGUCCCACAUGGGCACUAUUGGAGUUGGCCUUGACGGAUGCCAUGUCCCAGGGCAAGCCAAUGAGUCGCGGUUAGCAGAUGAUGAGGUAGAGAUUGGUAUUGGUAUCCACAACGAGCCUGGCAGCAGACGUAUUAAGCCGCGGCCCAACCUAGAUACUCUUAUCAAGAGUAUGCUCAGCAACUUGUUGGACGACGACCCAGACCGCAAUUACCUGACGGGCACACCUCGGGCAGAGGACCACAGUGUCGUGCUUCAGAUCAACAACCUUGGUGGCCUGUCCUUCUUCGAGCUACUCGCUAUCGCAAGGCAGGUCAUAUCACAUCUGGAAACUGGCUACGGAAUAAGACCUGUGCGAGUCUACUCUGGUACUUUUCUCUCCGCCCUAGACUGCCCUGGAUUCAGUAUCACGUUGCUUGCCUUGCCCAAAUCCGACAAGCUGUCCACUCAAAUUCUGGACUGGCUCGAUGCUCCAAGUGACGCAGUGGGAUGGCCUUGCAACCUCGGAAAAUCGGCAUGGGCUGGACAGAUACCUGUUGCUGCUCGUACUUCUGAGAAGAGCCUCUCCGGGACGGAACUUGGACAAGACAUUCCGCAUGUCAAAUGUAAUCCCAAGAUUUUUCAGGAUAUCCUCGAGGCGAUACACAAGUCUGUUGUGGCUGCAGAGCCGGAAAUCACCCGCAACGACACAAUCUUGGGCGACGGCGACUGCGGUACAACGCUAGUAGAAGGCUCAAAUUCCUUGAUUCAAGCCUUGCAGCAGAAGCAGAUUGAUACAGGCAGUCUCUCACAUGGCAUACUCAAGAUCGCUGAGCUUAUAUCUCUGAGCAUGGGUGGCACAUCAGGCGCCUUAUACUCCGUCUUCAUGACCGGAUUGGCGUCAGGCAUAGUCACCACAGUAGGGGAAAAUGAUUUGAGCAUCGCCUCCCUUUCUGUUGCCCUGCGCCAGGCUCUCAGAAGUCUUGAGCAAGUCACCGCAGCCAGAGAGGGCGAUAGAACCAUGAUGGAUGCACUGAGUCCUUUUGUGCGGGUGUUCUCGGACAAGGCAAGCGACAAAGGAAGGACGGCGUUGGAGGUGAUAGAAGGAGGGCUAGCGGCAGCCGAGCAAGGUUGCGAGACUACGCGCGAGCUGGAGAGCAGAUUCGGCCGGAGCACCUAUGUCGGUGCAGCAGAUGAUCAGGGCACAACUGCUGGCAUUGCUGAUCCUGGUGCGAUGGGUAUCGUGGCAAUCAUCUCUGGCGUCCUACAAGGGAUUCGACAAAAUUAUCGUGUGUAG
Molecule: messenger RNA, 1833 nt
Organism: Fusarium keratoplasticum
Lineage: Eukaryota; Fungi; Ascomycota; Sordariomycetes; Hypocreales; Nectriaceae
Exons: 4
Coding region: 1-1833 (610 amino acids)
Biological process (GO): glycerol catabolic process
Cellular component (GO): cytosol
Molecular function (GO): glycerone kinase activity; ATP binding
Source: RefSeq, a predicted model, not a curated record